This is a messenger RNA of Porites evermanni, 1167 nucleotides long. The record is from the annotation of a GenBank genome assembly. NCBI's taxonomy places the organism in Eukaryota, Metazoa, Cnidaria, Anthozoa, Scleractinia, Poritidae.
AUGAGAACAUUCAACCUGUCGUCGGAGGACUUUUUUAAAUCUUCAUAUAACACCGAGGAGGACCGCAUACGAUUUCAAUCUGCUAUGCAUUCCACGUCACGGCACUUCUGUCACGCCGUGGUGACGGCGUUUGACUUAAGUUCAUUUGAAAAUUGUUCUGACUUAGGAGGUGGGAUAUAUUUUGCAGAUUAUAAUUACCGUACAACUACUUAUUAUAACGGUCGAAUUGUUCACUAAUCUCACUCGGAGCUUUGCGUAAGCCUAGUUCAGGAAAAUUGUGCACCAGGGCAUGGCAUAGCUAAAAGGAAAAGAACCUUCCCUCUCCUCCCCAUCUAGCACUUGAAUGCCCCCCCCGCACACUGCUAUGAAAAACUAAUGGUGCAGAGCAAUCUGCUACCCAUAUCCCCCCCCCCUUCUCAACACCAUACACUGACAGAUCUGCAUCAAACAAAAUUAUCCCUAUCAGUGCUUGGGGUGUCUGACUGUCUGACAGCUGAAAGCUGAAACAGUAUAACAUCAAAGACGGCAACAACAAUACUGAAAAUAACAACAAUAAUAAUAAAUGAUGUUAAACAAUGAUACUGAUAGUGACAGGGACAAAACUCAUAAAGUAGUCGACCACUCCUUCAGUGAGACUUUCGAGGUCCAUUGUAACUAAAGAUAUUCAAGACUUGACCCCAAGUUAGAUUUGCAGGCAGUAGAUGGCAAGUAAGUAACAACCUCAUAAGUAUCAGGGCGAAGGGCUUAUCCCCAGAACCAUCAGAUUACAAGGGCAGCUCCACAUCCACAAAGGAAAACUGCUUCUUAUGAAUUUUCUCACUCUGUAAAUUUCUCUUUUAACACCUAGGUGGAAUGGGAACAAUGGCUUACACUUUAUGCCAAUACUACCCAAACAUGAAGAUCACAGUGUGUGAAGUGCAGUCUGUUGUGGACUCUGCCCAUCAUUUUCAUCCCCCGUUAGAAGAUUACCCCAAUCAACGAAACAUCUCAUACGUAGUAGGAAAUUUCUUCCAAGCAGAUCUGCCAAAGGCUGAUUUGUAUAUAUUGUCACGUAUUCUUCACGACUGGCCAAUUGAAAAAGUGGAACUUAUACUCUCAAAUGUCAUCAAGUGUUUGCCUUCAGGUACGUAUCUUGCUUUGCUUGCUGGGAUAUAUAAUGGUAAUUGA